GAAGGGUUAAAAUUUUUAGGAUAGGUGGGGCUAAAAUGGUGGCUGCAACAAUGAAGCAAAAAAUAUCCAAAACUUUAAUAAAGGAUUGCAUUGGGAGCUUGAGGAGAAACUGGAGGAGAAGUGACAUCUGGGUCAGCAUCUGGUGUGCACUUUCAUUCAUUGGAUUGGGUACAGGCCUGGUUAUAGUGAGUCCUACUAUGCUUGAUAUUGCUGCAUACAUGGGUGUCAGCUUGUCUGAGAUUGCUGCUAUGCUCCUAGUGAGAUCAGUUGGUAGUGUAGUUGGAUCAGUUUCUUCUGGUAUAAUCUUUGAUAAGUUUCACAAAGUGUCUCUCUGGAUGCUUAUCUUUUGCAUAUCAUCAGCAGCAAUAUUAACAGUUAUACUGCCAUUGAGUAGACAGCUUCCAUUUUUUGGUGUUGCUAUGUUCAUUCAAGGUGGAUUGUUGAGCAGUUUGGAUACUGGUGUGCAUGCAUUCCUUAUAAGGCUGUGGAAGAACAAAGACUCUGGCCCCAUCUUUCAACUCAUUCACUUCACUUUUGCAGUUGGGGCUUUCAUUGCUCCGCUAAUCGCAAGACCUUUCAUAUCAUCAAUCAGUCAAGAUACCAAUAGCAAUGACACGUGCGGUGAUGAUACCAAUAUCACUGAUUUCACUUGCACAGGAGGAACCAAUUGCUCCUCUUCUCAGCCCACAAGGUCAUUGUUCCAUUCAGUAUCUUCAGACUGCGUUCCCAGUGAUUAUAGUACAAGUUUCAUUUAUGCUUACUGGGUUGCUAGCAUUCCUUUGCUAUUGUCAUUGCCGCCAUUGAUAGUAUUUGCAGUUAAGUGGCAGUGCUGCUGUAGAAAGAAGAGAGAAGACUCAAAGGAGGAAGAGAAAAGUGUUGAUGACAACCAGCCAAAGACUUAUCCUGAUACAAUGCUUUACAAGACUGUUUUAAUGAUCCUACUUUUCAUCUUAAUACUCUUGUAUGUUGCAGCUGAAGUGGCGUAUGGGACAUACAUAUUUGCAUUUGCUGUCAAAGGAGACUUGCAAUUUAGCAAAGAGAAAGCAACCAUUUUGUCAUCUCUCUUCUGGGGAACUUUUGCGUUCUUUCGCUGCUUCACAAUUAUUUUAUCACUUUGCAAACUCUCACCUUCACUUCUAUUAGCUGGAAACUUAACCGGUAGUUUGAUUGCAUCACUUAUUGUAACAAUAUUCCACAGUAACGAGCUAGCUGUCUGGAUAGGUAGUGGAGUCAUGGGGGCCAGCUAUGCCUCGCUGUAUCCAAAUAUUGUUGUAUUUCUUACCCGGCAUGGCCCUGCAUCUGGCAAGACAUCUUCAAUAUUAGCAGCAGGUGCAACCAUUGGAGAUACAGCAUUGCCUGUAGUGGUGGGUGUCCUCAUUGAUAAAGUGGGCCCUGUAUCAUUGUGCUACUUCACUCUAGCAGACGUUGCAUCUUGCUGCUGCGUGUUUAUUGCUCUCUUUAUCAUAACUCACAAGUGCAAGGUCAAGAAAUACUAUAAACUUCAAGAUGAUCAUUUUGAGGAGGAGAAUGUAUCUGGUGGUAUUGUAAGGAUAGUUAAUGAUGAAAGUGAAAUGAAUGAAAAAGAAAGUGACUCUAACAAUAAUAAUCAUCAGGUUGACAAAACAAAUUUUGAAAGUGAAGAUUUGUUAUAGCUAAAAUUAUUUAUUUCUUUA
This is a messenger RNA of Amphimedon queenslandica, 1673 nucleotides long. Its product is annotated as sodium-dependent glucose transporter 1A-like. The transcript is spliced from 4 exons. The record is from RefSeq and is a predicted model, not a curated record. NCBI's taxonomy places the organism in Eukaryota, Metazoa, Porifera, Demospongiae, Haplosclerida, Niphatidae. Bases 36 to 1652 code for a protein of 538 amino acids. Gene Ontology annotation, molecular function: D-glucose transmembrane transporter activity.